This is a messenger RNA of Corticium candelabrum, 2448 nucleotides long. RefSeq names its product WD repeat-containing protein 91-like. The record is from RefSeq and is a predicted model, not a curated record. The transcript has 12 exons. Lineage: Eukaryota; Metazoa; Porifera; Homoscleromorpha; Homosclerophorida; Plakinidae. Gene Ontology annotation, biological process: negative regulation of phosphatidylinositol 3-kinase/protein kinase B signal transduction; early endosome to late endosome transport. The coding region runs from base 38 to 2197 and encodes 719 amino acids. Gene Ontology annotation, cellular component: extrinsic component of endosome membrane; late endosome membrane; early endosome membrane. Gene Ontology annotation, molecular function: protein binding; phosphatidylinositol 3-kinase inhibitor activity.
CACGUGAACACAAAUGGUCACGUGGCUGUGUUGAUCGAUGGCGGCGGCUACGGGCUUUCUAGACGAUGCCGUCAAGGAGUAUCUCUUAUUUCGCGGCUUUACGAACACGCUGAAAGCGUUCGAAGCGGAUUUAAGACUAGACAAAGACAAAGGCCUCAAAAUUGAUAAGAUCGUGCAGCAGUUGUUGUCGUACAUAUCGAGCAAUGACUUACAGAGUACGAAAGAUUUCUGGACGUACUUGAAUCGUCGCUUUUUCACUCGACUCUCGGAGUCGUUCGCGAGCGCCGUCAAGACGCUGGAAAACUGCCUGUACAAGCUCUAUCUCGUGCAGUGUCUUCAGAACAAUCGGCAGGAGAGGGUCGUCGAUUUCUUUGAUCGUAUGGCGGUAGAACUGCAGAGUCAAUCGGAAUGGAAAGAUUGGUUUGCUCUCCCAUACUUGAAGAGUGCCGACCAGCAUCCGUCAUUCGAGAUGUACUUUUCUAAAGCUUGGACCGACACGUUCACAUUAUCGCUAUACAACUUUCUCAGUGUCGUCUUUAACCACAUGCCCCUUCCCACGUUACUUAGCUACGAGGAUGAACGACAGAAAAUCAAGGAGCUGGAGGAUACAAACAGACAGUUAAGAAACGAGAUUCGGGCUUUGACAGCUGCGGCGUCGACUCAUGCGGCUACCCAAAGAGUAAGAGGUCGUAUGAUGCCUUCAUCAAAGCUAGGGCGAGGAGAUCAAGUCGACGGUGAAAGUAAAUCUGGAAAUGGAAAGGACAGAAAGGCGCUCUUAAAGGCUGAUACGGUGGAUUUCAUCGAUGAUUACGUCGUGUUGCCAAAAGGCGAUGUUGCUGUUACCCAGCAAGGUACGCCGAAGCAAUACAGCAUGGCGUCUGUUGCUCAGUCUCCAGCUAAACAAGCGGCUCCUGUAGUAAAACUGCAACAGAUGGAGACUACAACCAACUGGAAGUCUGCUAAGCCGACGAAAGAAGCUUCUUCUAAUACGGGUACCACUGUUGGUACUGCGGUUGGUCUUACGGUCGAUUUGCCAAUUGAGAUGAUGUCGUUGAAACGCACCGCUACGACGACGCCUGUCGUGGCCGAGACUAACGAGGACCAAGCGUUUCUUGUCCUUGGGCAGGAGGUGUAUCAAGAACACAGUGCAGCUAUCAGCCAUUGUUGCUUUUCGACCACAGGCUCGCUUGUGGCUAGUGCCGAUACCGAGGGAUUAGUGAAGGUCUGGUCGUUUGCUCCCAUUCAGACUAGAGCUACUCUUCAGUCUAAGUCUCAGCUUCUGUGUCUUGGUUGGGCAAAUCGAGUGGAUCGCUUGUUGCUGCUUGGGACAAGUACUGGAAAGUUGAGGCUUUAUGACACAGAAGCAAAGAGGACAUACUGUGAUGUGGAGGCCGAUGCGGAAUAUCCUAGAGUUUUGUCUGUCAGUUCUAGUCCGAAUGGCCAGCUGCUUGUGUACAGCUGUGCUGCAGACAUAUCACGUGAUAUAAUCUCUUUGCCGACUGCAAAGUGUUAUGGUGAUCCUUUGCCAGAAAUGCAUAGUCCACGACGAAAGCGGCGACCCGAGUGUACUGGUGCUCUAGUUUGUUGGGAUGUCAAGGCUAUGAAAACUGAGCAAAAUCUCCCUCUGGAUCCUGCACCCACUGCUAUAAACUGUUCUGCAUUCAAUCACAACGGAAAUCUAUUGGUCACAGGAGCAGCUGAUGGCAUGAUUCGUCUGUUUGAUAUGACACAGUGUGAUGUUCUGAUGGGAUGGCAAGCUCACAUUGGUGAAGUUUUCUCUGUCCAAUUCAGCUCUGACGAAACAACAGUCUACAGCAUAGGUGAAGACGGAAAGUUCACACAAUGGAGUCUCCAUCAUAUUGGACAAAGAAUCGCAGACCUCCAAAUACCACUAGAGGCAUGCAACCCUCUUUUUGGUACAGCUACGGAUGCUAAUUCAAGGAUGUCCGAGUUGGCCGCUGUUCCAAGAGGUAACCUUUUCGCAUUUGACGCCGAUGGCCAAUACGUCCUGACGUGUGGCAGCACUCAUGGCCUUGUGUACAAGCUCGAGAAUGGGAUGUUGAGCACAACUAUGACAUUAGGAGGUCACCAGGCUGCUGUGGUGUCAGUCGACUGGUCGACUGCUAUGCACUGUGGGACAUGUCUGACGGGAUCGUUAGAUGGUACUGUGCGAGUAACAACCAUACUCAAACAGUAAUCAGAUGAAACCAGAAAUGGUGCUAAAUGGUUUCACAAUGACAACCAUUCAGAGAGUAGCAGCUUUCUAUUGAUUGUGAAUACUAGGAGAUCAAUAUACAUGUAUAGUCAGUCAAGGUUUUCUACCCACAAAUAAUAUAUUAUCUUUAUUUGCAUUUCUUGUUCUAAUAUUGUAAACAAUCAUUCCUAUUUGCAGUUCAUUCACGUGGGCCAGUGGGGACGUGCCCACCUGCAUGAGUAAAGGGCACAAAC